AUGCCCAAAGGGACUAUCUUGUAUCAAAGCUGUCGAAAAUCAAUAAAGGCAAAUUAAUGCUAAUUUUAUAAUAAAGAACCCCUUAUUCUUAUGGCUCAAAGUUAAAGUACCUUAGUUAACAGUUUUGGAAGAAGCCAAAUAGUUUAUCCUUAAAAAUAAAUUGUAUCCUUAUUAUUUUGAUAGAGAGAGGUUGAAUAUGGAAAAUCUCGUUUUGCAGUCCCACAACUAUCUAUUAGAGAAAGACUAUUUGGAAAUUGA
This is a messenger RNA of Paramecium octaurelia, 258 nucleotides long. The record is from the annotation of a GenBank genome assembly. NCBI's taxonomy places the organism in Eukaryota, Ciliophora, Oligohymenophorea, Peniculida, Parameciidae.